AUGGCAAGGGUCGGUCUGAGUUCAAACCUGAGGGGCUAUUCCUAUUUGGGAAUAGCACCUGACCUUUCGGGCCAACAUUGGAAGGCGGCUCCACAUGCAGCACGACUCUCAUCUUCCCCACACCACGCUACGGAAUGCCACGAAAUGCCACUACGCUUCAUCGAAUUGAACAACCCACAGAUUCCAACAUGGGGGGAAACUUCAUUGGAUCUCUUUCUACUUUCUGAAUGGGACAAGCAUCACCCUGACCCAUACGACUCCAAGGAGUCCACCACCGACCGCCGCAGAAGGCUUUUACGUCAAUUCCUCGCACUAGGAUGUGAAGGAAGAGAGAUAGAUGAUAUCCUUCGGCCCAUCAGGCCUGAAGUACUGCGGGUCUACGGUAAUAAUACUGGUUCUGACGUAGGCUGCUGGCUUCGUCUCUGCUACACUAAUCAAGAGGGCCAUGAUACUCUAUGGUCUGCCAACAAAGACACCGAAUGGGUGUCUGAAGGGGCGGUUGUGCUUGACGAUGAAAGUAUAUUCGGUGGGCUGGAUUUGACAGCUGCUCUGGAAAUAUUUCCGGAGCGCGUCGCAAACGAGCCGGUCAAUUUUGAUUCCCGAGAGGAGAGUCUCAAGGCUGCGAUAGAGGAAACCAAAGAAGGCGGCUGGGACGAAGAACCGCUUGAGGCAUACGUUUAUUAUCAGACAGAUUGCGUUGUGACCCAUAUGUUUGUGGAGGAUGAGGUUGCGGUGAACGGAGGAGGUUUGUUGCAUGUGUUUCUGGACGACCGUGGGAAUGUGGUCCGGCAAUGGCGGGUGGACGAGGGAGAAGACGAAAUGUAUGAUGGCUCAUGGUUUGAGCGUGUUUGGAAAGGAGAUUUUGAAGCUGAGAGGGGGGAAGUUGGUCCUGCUUAUCGUGAGGGUGAAAGGGUCAUACUCCCAAAUACACUCCAGGGACUUUGA
This is a messenger RNA of Penicillium olsonii, 945 nucleotides long. NCBI's taxonomy places the organism in Eukaryota, Fungi, Ascomycota, Eurotiomycetes, Eurotiales, Aspergillaceae. The record is from the annotation of a GenBank genome assembly.